Setaria italica (foxtail millet) is the source of this 1093-nucleotide messenger RNA. RefSeq lists its product as uncharacterized. NCBI's taxonomy places the organism in Eukaryota, Viridiplantae, Streptophyta, Magnoliopsida, Poales, Poaceae. The record is from RefSeq and is a predicted model, not a curated record. The coding region runs from base 89 to 874 and encodes 261 amino acids. The transcript has a single exon.
AACCCUUAAUAAGACCGAGUACCAAACAAAGCGGAGCCGUGUGCUCGUGGUGCCAUAGCAUAGCGCGUGGCCUCUCCUCCAGUCCUCCAUGGCGACCUCCAGGCCGUCGAGGAACGAGGCGGCGGAGGACAAGAUGAGCGACCCGGCGAGGCCCCUCGCGCUCCCUACCCCGACAGUCUACCCGGCGUCGUCGGCCCACGACGACGCCGAGGAGGCGGCGCAGACGGCCACCGGGUGGCGCUCCAUGCAGUACCUCCGGAAGCGCCGCCGCUGCGUGCUCUGCUGCUGCGGCUGCUGCGUCACCACCGUGGUGGUCAUCGGCGUCAUCAUCCUGGCGCUCGCGCUCACCGUGUUCAAGGUCAAGGAGCCGCGCCUGACCAUGAACAACGUCUGGCUCACGGCCAUCAGCGCCGGGCCCGGGUCGGGGGGGAUCGCGGCGCCCGUGGCCGCCAACGCCACGCUCACCGCCGACAUCUCCAUCAAGAACCCCAACGCCGCGGCGUUCAGGUUCUCGCGUACCGAGACGGACGUCUACUAUGGGGGCCAGACGGUGAGCGUGGCGUACGCGCCCGCCGGCCGCGUCGGCGCCGACCGGACGCUGAGGAUGAACGUCACCGUCGACCUGCUCGCCGACCGGCUCGCGCGCGCGAUGAACGGCACGGGCCUCGUGUUCGGACAGGAGUACGACCUCGACACCUACACGGACAUCAACGGGAUGGUCAAUGUGCUGGGGAUCAUCAAGAAGGACAUCGAGAUCAAGCUCAACUGCUCCGUCGUCAUCGAGGUCGGGGGCGCGGCCGCCGCGAUCGAGUCGGGGGUCGCGUCCACGGUGAAGAGCAAGGGCGUCAACUGCGUUGCGGAUGUGUCCAUGUGAGUCGAAUAGAGAACUGCGAGUCAUUCACGGAUGCUUUUGAUUCCCCUUUUUCCUUCUUACGCUGGUCUUACUCCUUUUCAUUCUGUAGAUCAGUUCUGCAUGGCUAUUUAGGUUGUAGCAAUACCGUAUAUGUUACGUUUCCAUGCUUAAAUCAUGAUUGCUGCAUAUUUCAGUCUAUCAAUAGUUCUUCCUGAAUUAUAUAAAUUUUUAUGAGAUUCA